This is a messenger RNA of Corythoichthys intestinalis (scribbled pipefish), 1062 nucleotides long. RefSeq names its product NADH:ubiquinone oxidoreductase subunit AB1b (gene ndufab1b). Lineage: Eukaryota; Metazoa; Chordata; Actinopteri; Syngnathiformes; Syngnathidae. Bases 14 to 511 code for a protein of 165 amino acids. Gene Ontology annotation, cellular component: mitochondrion. The record is from RefSeq and is a predicted model, not a curated record. Gene Ontology annotation, biological process: fatty acid biosynthetic process. Gene Ontology annotation, molecular function: acyl binding; acyl carrier activity. The transcript has 4 exons.
UACUUCGCGGUGCAUGCUGGGAGCCAACCGACUUCUAUCCGUCAUGGCGUCCCGCGUCCUGCACCAGUGCGUCCGCUCUCUCGCCCGACCCUCGCUGCGGCUGCUCUCCGUCAACCUGACGGUGAGAGCCGCUCCGGUCCCCGCAGCAGCCGCCCUUCGACCUCUAUCCUUCGCCGCCGCCAGCCGGAGGACGCGGUGGCUCGCCCAGAGCUCAGUCUGGUCGGGUGCCCAGUGUCGACAGUACGGGGACCUGCCCCCCCUCACCCUAGAGACAAUCAAAGACCGUGUCAUGUAUGUCCUCAAGCUGUAUGACAAGAUUAACCCUGAGAAGUUGCAGACGUCAUCCCACUUCAUGAAAGAUUUGGGUCUCGACAGCCUGGACCAGGUGGAGAUCAUCAUGGCCAUGGAGGAUGAGUUUGGGUUUGAGAUUCCGGACGCAGAAGCUGAGAAGUUGAUGACUCCCUCGGAGAUUGUACAGUACAUAGCAGACAAGAAAGAUGUAUAUGAAUAAAAAUAAACUCCAGGCAAGUUUUGAGGGUUCAUAUACGAACCAAAUCUUUCCAGAAUUUGACUUUUGGUUCUUUGACACACAAUGCAACCUCCACAGGAAGAUGACACCGAAUGAUUCGUCCACGUCCUCACAGUUGGCGCUUAUCUAUUCACGGUGUUGUCGGCUUCUGCUGCCGCAGCGUCUUGCUCAAAUAAACUGUCUUCGUUGUCCCCGCCAUACAUUGUAUCAUUUUUUGAGUUGACCAAUAAAUACAUGACCUUGAUGUAAAAGUUUUACUUCACAUUAUUGAAUGACGAGUAAUGAGGUAAAUGAUUUUUUUUUUUUAAAUUUAAAAGCUAGAAUGUUAUUUAAGGCCAUAACUAGUGUAUUUGUUUUGACCAAUUUUUGACAAUUAUUCAUUCAAAAAUAUUAAAAACAAUUACAAUGUGGACAUCACACAUACCAUGCUAUACCAAAUGAUAUAUUGUGCCCCACAUGAACCAAAACAUAUUACAGAAAGUAAUACAUUUAGAGCUUGUUUACAUACAGUGGGGCAAAUAAGUAUUUAGUCA